Molecule: messenger RNA, 4446 nt
Organism: Chinchilla lanigera (long-tailed chinchilla)
Lineage: Eukaryota; Metazoa; Chordata; Mammalia; Rodentia; Chinchillidae
Gene: Scube2
Product: signal peptide, CUB domain, EGF-like 2
Biological process (GO): signal transduction
Cellular component (GO): cell surface
Molecular function (GO): calcium ion binding
Source: RefSeq, a predicted model, not a curated record
ACAUAGACGAGUGUGCCCGGGGGCUAGACGAUUGCCAUGCUGAUGCCCUGUGCCAGAACACACCCGCCUCCUACAAGUGCUCCUGCAAGCCUGGCUACCAGGGGGAGGGCAGGCAGUGUGAGGACAUUGAUGAAUGUGGAAAUGAACUCAAUGGAGGCUGUGUCCAUGACUGUUUGAAUAUCCCAGGCAAUUAUCGCUGUACUUGUUUUGAUGGCUUCAUGUUGGCUCAUGAUGGUCAUAAUUGUCUUGAUGUGGACGAGUGCCUGGAGAACAAUGGCGGCUGCCAGCACACCUGUGUCAACGCCAUGGGGAGCUACGAGUGCCGCUGCAAGGAGGGCUUUUUCCUGAGUGACAAUCAGCACACGUGCAUCCACCGCUCCGAAGAGGGCCUGAGUUGCAUGAAUAAGGAUCACGGCUGUAGCCACAUCUGCAAGGAGGCCCCGAGGGGCAGCGUCGCCUGCGAGUGUAGACCUGGUUUUGAGCUGGCCAAGAAUCAGAGAGACUGCAUCUUGACCUGUAACCAUGGAAACGGUGGGUGUCAGCACUCCUGUGAAGACACAGCUGAGGGCCCUGAGUGUAGCUGCCACCCACAGUACAAGUUGCACACAGAUGGGAGGAGCUGUUUUGAGCGAGAGGACACUGGCCUGGAGGUGACAGAGAGCAAUGCCACAUCAGUGGCAGACGGAGACAAGCGAGUGAAACGGAGGCUGCUCAUGGAAACGUGUGCUGUGAACAAUGGAGGCUGUGACCGCACCUGUAAGGACACCUCGACCGGUGUUCACUGCAGCUGUCCGGUCGGAUUCACCCUCCAGUUGGAUGGAAAGACGUGUAAAGAUAUCGAUGAGUGCCAGACUCGAAAUGGAGGUUGUGAUCAUUUCUGCAAAAACACUGUGGGCAGUUUUGACUGCAGCUGCAAAAAAGGAUUCAAAUUAUUAACUGAUGAGAAGUCUUGCCAAGAUGUGGACGAGUGCUCUUUGGAUAGGACCUGUGAUCACAGCUGCCUCAACCACCCUGGCACAUUUUCUUGUGCUUGCGACAGAGGGUACACCCUCUAUGGCUUCACCCACUGUGGAGACACCAACGAGUGCAGCGACAACAACGGUGGCUGUCAGCAGGUCUGUGUGAACACAGUGGGUGACUACGAGUGCCAGUGCUAUCCGGGCUACAAACUCCACUGGAACAAAAAGGACUGUGUGGAAGUGAAGGGGUUCCCGCCCACAAGUGUGUCGCCCCACGUGUCCCUGCUUUGCAGUAAGAGUGGUGGAGACAGGUGCUUCCUAAGAUGUCACUCUGGCAUCCGCCUCUCUUCAGGACUGCACGAGGCCUACUCUGUCACCUGCGGCUCUUCUUCUCCUCUCAGGAACAAACAGCAAAAAUCAAAUGACUCUGCUUUUGGGGAUGUCACCACCAUCAGGACAAGUGUAACCUUUAAGCUAAAUGAAGGCAAGUGUAGUUUGAAAAAGGCCGAGCUGUUUCCUGAGGGUCUGCGACCAGCACUACCAGAGAAGCACAGCUCAGUAAAAGAGAGCUUCCGCUACGCAAACCUUACAUGCAGUUCCGGCAAGCAAGUCCCGGGAGCCCCUGGCCGACCAAGCGCCCCCAAGGAAAUGUUUCUCACUGUUGAGUUUGAGCGUGAAACUUACCAAAAGGAGGUGACAGCUUCUUGUGACCUGAGCUGCAUCGCAAAGCGCACGGAGAAGCGGCUGCGGAAGGCGCUCCGCACGCUCAGGAAGGCCGCGCACAGGGAGCAGUUUCACCUCCAGCUCUCAGGCAUGGACCUCGAUGUGGCUAAAAAGUCUCCCAGAGCAUCCGAGCGGCGGACCGAGUCCUGUGGAGUGGGCCAGGGCCAUGUAGAAAACCAGUGUGUCAGUUGCAGGGCUGGGACAUACUACGAUGGAGCACAAGAACGCUGCAUUUUAUGUCCAAAUGGAACCUUCCAAAAUGAGGAAGGACAAGUCGCUUGUGAGCCAUGCCCAAGACCAGAAAAUCUGGGAGCCCUGAAGACCUCAGACGCUUGGAACGUGUCUGAAUGUGGAGGUCUGUGCCAACCUGGUGAGUAUUCUGCGGAUGGCUUUGCGCCUUGCCAGCUCUGCGCCCUGGGCACGUUCCAGCCGGAAGCAGGCCGUACUUCCUGCUUCCCCUGUGGAGGAGGCCUCCUCACCAAGCAUCUGGGAGCUACUUCCUUCCAGGACUGUGAAACCAGAGUUCAGUGCUCACCUGGACAUUUCUACAAUACCACUACUCACCGGUGUAUCCGUUGCCCAGCGGGGACCUACCAGCCCGAAUUUGGAAAAAAUAACUGUGUUUCCUGCCCAGGAAAUACUACGACUGACUUUGAUGGCUCCACCAACAUAACCCAGUGUAAAAACAGAAGGUGUGGAGGGGAGCUUGGUGAUUUCACAGGAUACAUCGAAUCCCCGAACUACCCAGGCAACUACCCAGCCAACACGGAGUGCACGUGGACCAUCAACCCACCCCCAAAGCGCCGCAUUUUGAUCGUGGUCCCAGAGAUCUUCCUGCCCAUAGAGGAUGACUGUGGAGACUACCUGGUGAUGCGGAAAACUUCUUCAUCCAAUUCUGUGACAACAUAUGAAACCUGCCAGACCUACGAACGCCCCAUCGCCUUCACCUCCAGGUCCAAGAAGCUGUGGAUUCAGUUUAAGUCCAAUGAAGGGAACAGCGCCAGAGGGUUCCAGGUCCCCUACGUGACGUACGAUGAAGACUACCAGGAACUCAUUGAAGACAUAGUUCGAGAUGGCAGGCUCUACGCAUCUGAGAACCACCAGGAAAUACUGAAGGAUAAGAAACUGAUCAAGGCUCUGUUUGAUGUCCUGGCCCACCCCCAGAACUAUUUCAAGUACACAGCCCAGGAGUCCCGAGAGAUGUUUCCAAGAUCCUUCAUCCGGUUGCUGCGUUCCAAAGUGUCCAGGUUUUUGAGGCCUUACAAAUGACUCUGCCCAGGUGCCGCUCAGUACAAGCGUUCUGCUGUGGGCUUGGUGGGGCAGAGCCGUCUGCCUUUUGCAUGCCGGUGUGCAGCAUGUCGCUGCCUCCGGUACCAGUGACUCGUCAGAGUUCAACUUCUAUAGAUAAUACAGAGAUUUUGGUAAACUGAACUUGGUUGUUCUUUGCCACCGUUGUGGGGUGGAGUGAGCCUGGCUCUCAGGGGCCCCGGCUCGCCAUGGCCGAGGGCAGAUGUCUUGGAGGCAGGGAGAGCUGCUGGGCUGGCCUUCAGACAGUGCAGGUGAGACUCACCUGUCCUUCUGGGUUCCUGCUCCUCCUCCGGGACCCUGUGGUGCAGAGGAGGCCGUGGAAGGGGCUGCUGUGUCUGAAGCUUCAGCUUCCUCAGCGCAUGGGCAGGCUCCAACCAGACAGAACAGGCCAGGAAGGAGGUGGGGAGCCCUCUAGGGUCAUCCGUCUACAUUGAGACCUGGCGGUACCCUGGCUCCCCACAGCCUUCUCCGCCCCACGGGGUCUGUGAUCCCAGGAGCUGGAGUUCUAAGCAGCAGUCGUUAAAAAAACACUGAAAACAGGAAGAAUAACAAAACCCUCAGCCCUUCCGCUGACACCAGUGUGCACCUGCGGUCUGCCUUCCUGGCUGCCCGUGGUGCCCUGCUGCCAGUGCCCAGAGCUGGGGUUUGAACCUCUAGACACAGCUGCGUGCUGCAUUCAGCCUUGGAGCUCAGGUUGGGCAUGACCUCAAGGGGCUGGAGGAUCAUCCACCGCCACAAGGAGAUUUCAGCAAGCCCAAGUCAGUACUGCCGAAGGUCCUACCUCUGCCAGGGACUUCCCGCCAUAGGGGCCGAGGUCCAGAUGCUGCCCAGCCGAUCUCUUGUGCCUUCCUUCCCCACCCUCUCAGGGCAGAGUGGCUCUGCUGAGACGACCUGGGCAGCACCGCUAGGGAAGUGCUUGUUGUCUGGGGGCCGUGCCCCAGCAGGAGCAGCCGUGUACCCGCCUCCUCAUGCCAUCUCACUUUGGUUAGCACGAGGGCUAGCGAUCAAUCUCUAGCCUCGAUCAAUCUCUCCGAUAUGAACUUGGAUUUCCAAUAUUAUUGAGUUUUCCAACAUUUAAACCCGUAGGCAAAAUCUCAUUACAAUGGAUUGAAAAAAGUCAACAAGCUGCCACUUCCCUCAGGGAAGGACUGACCCCACGGCCAUAGUGUCUUGUGAUUUCUGUGUUAAUUCACACAACCGAUUCUGUAUACCAAAGUACUAAAAAAAGUUUAACAAGUAUUUUUUAAGAAGACAAAGUCUGUUUCAUUAUUAUUGAACUUGCUUUCCACCUCAGUGUUUUUUUUUUUUUUUUUUAAAUUCAUUUAACAGUAUCAAUUCUUUUUAAGUCCUAAUGAGACUUUUCUUCUUUAUUUGGAAUUUGGUCCUCAAUGCCCAUUUUCAGAUUUCUCUUCAAAAGUUUAAAUGUCUUCAUUAAAAAAUAAAUCACUGAAGCAAG